Molecule: messenger RNA, 4923 nt
Organism: Solea solea (common sole)
Lineage: Eukaryota; Metazoa; Chordata; Actinopteri; Pleuronectiformes; Soleidae
Gene: ppp1r13ba
Product: protein phosphatase 1, regulatory subunit 13Ba
Exons: 23
Coding region: 121-3300 (1059 amino acids)
Biological process (GO): regulation of apoptotic process
Cellular component (GO): nucleus
Molecular function (GO): p53 binding
Source: RefSeq, a predicted model, not a curated record
CACACACAUUCCUACCUACUGUAGACACCACUUUCUCCAAUCAUCUGUCUCUCUCACACACACACACACACACACACGCGCACGUCCUGAUGUGUGCGCUCUCUGCUCAAUGGUUUCCCAAUGAGGCGUUUCUUUGGCCGCUUGCUGGAGCAGCUGCUGUUUCUGUCUAAAAACCUCAAAGUGAGUAAAUGCAGCAAAGCGAGGAAGAAGCCCGCGAGCAGGGGAACCAAACCAGUGGUGAUCCUGACAAUUUACCUCAAUGACACCCAGCAGAUGUUAACUGAGGUCCCAGUGACUCCAGCAACCAGAGUGAGAGACGUGGUUGAAUACUGCAAAGAGCCUGGCGAGGGGGAAUGCCACUUAGCUGAAAAAUGGAAUGGACAUGAGCGAGUUCUUCCUCUGGACAUAUUGAUGCUGGAUCUCCUUCAGCAGUGGGGGACCAGGAGGAAUGAGGUCAGCUUCUACCUCAGACACUGCCCCCCCUGGGCACAAGGAAGUCAGCAGCCUUUGGAUGAAAGCUGGACUUUAGGAUCAACAGAGAUCGCUAAUGACAUGGUUCCCCGUGUGGAGCUGACCCUCUCUGAGCUCCAGGAAAUGGCCACAAGACAACAACAACAAAUCGAGACUCAGCAACAGAUGUUGGUCGCCAAGGAGCAGAGACUGAGGUAUCUUCACCAGGGAGGCAGAACUAACCAGGGACAGACACAGUCUGAAGCUGAGAAGCUGCAGCGGCUGAAGGAGCGAGUCGAGACUCAGGAAGCAAAGCUGAAGAAGAUCCGAGCCAUGAGAGGACAAGUGGACUACAGUAAACUGAUCAACGGCAACCUCUCUGCGGAGAUUGACCAUGUUAGCAACCUGUUCCAGGAGAAGCAGGCGGAGCUGCAGUCUGCAGUGUUUAGAGUCGACCAGCUAACUCAACAGUUGGAGGAUUUGAGGAGAGGACACCUCCAUUCUGUUCCACCAGCUCAUGGGGCACCCACCUCUGGCCAGAGAGGAUCCCCUCUGUCUGGCCCUGCAGCUCUGGAGCUGAGGAAACUCUACCAGGAGCUGCAGGCCCGUAAUCGCCAUAACCUGGAGCAGAACAGCAAAUUGGCCCAGAACAAGGAGCUGCUGAACAAGAGGAAUGGCCAGGUGACAAUGAUGGAUCAGCGUAUUGGUGAACUGAGAGAACGACUGCACAAGAAGAGAGCAGAAUUGAACCAUAUGAACGGAGGUGGUCCCUCCUCCCCUCAAACCUCCUCCCGCCCUAGUGGUGGAGUUCUGGGUCGAGUGGCGGCCGUCUGCCCCUACAUCCAGGUUCCAGCUGAGGAGAGACAAGAGUCAGUGUACCCACUACCAACUGACCCGCCACCCAAACCCACCCCACUCAGCCACACCCGCUCUCUCUCAGCCAAUGAAGCAUCAUGGUCUGACUGGAGGACCAACAGUCCAGAACAGCUUCCCUCCAGUUAUGGUACUUACCCCAGUGCCAUCCACCAGGCUGCAGGUCAUCACUGUGCCACCAGCUCCCUGCCCCGCUCUGCCCCUGGUACCCUGGGCUGGCCUCGGUCCAGCAGCAGCACCAACACUUCACCCUCCUCUUCAUUAUCUUCCUCGUCACAGCAAAUACACCAGCGAAUCGCUGUCCCUCCUAAAUCAAGCCCAGGCUCUGCCAGCAUCGCUCAGUCCUCUCCACGGUCCCCACAAGCAGAGCGCACAGAUCCCCCUCCAGCAGUGGCCGUACGUCCGUACGUCCCUGACCAUCCCUCCAGACCCCAGUCCCCCAGGAAGGGUCCCGCCACUAUGAACAGCAGCUCCAUCUACAGCAUGUACCUCCAGCAGCCUCAGGCUAAAAACUAUGGCUCUCUCAACAACAGGACGACCGUCAAAGCAGUCUAUGGCAAACCCAUCCUCCCCACGUCCUCCGCCUCUCCAUCCCCAGUCCCUUUCCUCCACGGAGGAGGAGGAGGAUUAAAAGCAGGAGAAGAUGUAACAGAUAAAGAAGGUGGAAAAGGAGGAGAGAGCAGCGAUGGGCAAAUCCUGCCUCCACCAAGCGUAGAUAACAUCCCUCGCCCUCUCAGUCCCACAAAACUCACCCCAGUUGCCCACUCCCAGCUACGUUACCAGAGUGAUGUGGACCUGGAGGUUCUGCGCCGACGCCCCAGUAACGCUCCGCGACCGCUGAAGAAACGCAGCUCAAUCACUGAACCCGAGGGCCCCCAGGGACCAAACAUCCAAAAACUUCUGUACCAGAGGUUCAACACACUGGCAGGAGGCAUGGAAGUAGGCUCAGGCAGCACUUUCUACCAGCCCGACUGCCUUUUAGGCGACAUGGACAACAUCCACUCAGCCAAUGGGAAUGUAGAAAGUGGCGACAAAGACAUCAGUAUUGCAGCUGUGGAGGGAAAAGUCCAGAACCUGAACUUAGAUUCCAGACGUUUGUCACCUCCUUCUGUUGCCACAGAAACAUCCAAAGAGACAAAAGCAACAGCAGGCACUACUCCCUCCACCCAAACUAGCCCACGUCUUGCAUUGAGGCAAGAAGACCAGAACAAUAAUAACAAGAGAGGAUCUAGUCCGGCCCUAAACCCUGCAGGUCACGCCUCUCCAUCACCUGCUGCAGCACCUUCACUGCCUAAGGUGAAGCGAACCAACCUGAAGAAGCCGUCAUCGGAGCGAACAGGCCACGGCCUCAGAGUCAAGUUUAACCCUCUUGCUCUGCUGCUGGAUGCUUCGUUAGAGGGAGAGUUUGAUCUGGUCCAGAGAAUUAUCUAUGAGGUGGAAAAUCCCAGUAUGCCUAACGAUGAAGGCAUAACUCCUCUUCAUAAUGCUGUCUGUGCUGGACAUCACCAUACAGUCAAGUUCCUGCUGGACUUCGGAGUGAACGUCAAUGCAGCUGACAGUGACGGAUGGACUCCUCUACACUGUGCUGCGUCCUGUAACAGCGUCCAUCUCUGCAAGAUGCUGGUGGAGUCCGGGGCGGCCAUUUUUGCAACUACAAUUAGCGACGUGGAGACGGCAGCGGACAAAUGUGAAGAGAUGGAGGACGGAUACACACAGUGUUCUCAGUUCCUCUAUGGUGUCCAGGAAAAGUUGGGUGUGAUGAACAAAGGCCUGGUCUACGCUCUGUGGGACUACACAGCUCAGGAGGAUGACGAGCUCUCCUUCAGCGAGGGCAGCGCCCUCACCGUGCUUCGACGACAUGAUGACAAUGAGACAGAGUGGUGGUGGGCGCGACUGAACGACCAGGAGGGCUACGUACCCAGGAACCUGCUGGGGCUGUAUCCAAGGAUCAAACCCAGACAACGCUCACUGGCAUGAGGCCCAGAUCAGGGGUUACAUGCUCCUCACAGCAGGCGUGUGCACUCAGAGAGGAAGAGGAGCAGUCGCAGAAUUAGGGCAGAGGCAUUAGAAGGAAGAGGGAACAGUGGAUGAAGAAGUGACAAGGGAGAAGAGGGAGGUCAAAGAUUUGCUGAAAAAAGUGUUUGUGGAUGUGACGCUGGAACAACACAGCCAUGUUGUGGUGGAGUCAUAGCAUGGAGCCUUUUUUGACUGAGUUGCUGCAGACUUAGAGAAAUUGCCCGCAUCUUAUUUUGAGCAACAGUAGCUUGGCACGUUCAGCCGCAUGACAGACGCUGAGUAGAGAAACAAAGAUGUAGCUUUAACAUCCACUUCAGUUCAUUUAGCUCCCAACGCGACUGACACAUUGAUCUGUGAAUAUCAACAACAAAAACACACGUUAGGAUUUUCAUGCAGCCAAGCUUCUCAAAGCAAAUGGGGAUGUGUUGUAUUUUCUCAGUGGGCGUCAUGUGACGUGGGAUGGAAGAUUCAUUCCGUGGGAUGUGAUUUUACGAGUUGGAGCAGGGGAAAGUGUGUGUGGCGAGGUGUCAUGUGAAAGUGAGGAGAGAGAACAGGUGAAUGUGUGUGGAAGCAGGUCAGGUUAGGGUCACUGCUGUGGCAGAAGCAGUCGCCAGGAACGACGUUGAAAAUGCGGUGAUGAGACUGAUCAAGGCAAGCAACUGAACAAUGGCUGCUGAGAUUGACAUCAACUUCCAAAACAGUGUUUACAAUGAUAUAUUACAGCAUGGGUUUUUUGGGUUAUGUCAGAUAAAUGAUGUAGUUCUGUUUUUGCAAACUGAUGUGAAAAAGCAUCUGUCAGACAUUACCGCUGACCUCAGCCUUUGUGUAUUUUGCAUUUGUCUUGACUCAGCACUGGUGAGCGCUGGCAUAUCAACAUCUGUUCACAUGUGAAAUGGCUGCUGCUGGAAAAACAGGGAAGGAAGGAAGGAAGGAAAAGGAAGAAUGUGUAGGAAAUACAAAUGUUGUUUGAAAGCCCAAACUGUUUUUACAAAACAAAUUGUUCAGGAGUUGAAUGGACAGUUUUUCUCUUGGUAUGAUAACGUUUGCCAGUAUUUAUACAUUUUCAACCGAAACGUAGAACCACAUUCACACUUCAAACUAACAGCCAGCUCAAUGUUUAAGAAUCCAGUCAUGCCUGCUGUUAAAAUGACUGAUCAAAGCUCUGUUAGAUCAGUUUCUCUGCGUUCUCUUAGAUCUGAAUGUCUUUUAAAAAAUAAAUUAUCAAAAUGAAUUAUACUGGACUAACUAUGUUCAAAUCACAACUAACCUAAAGUGAAUGAAGACUCUCCAAGUGUCACCUGAUUUUAUUUUUUAUUUCUUUCCUAUUUCCAUGUUUCCAAAGUUGUAUUAAAUGUAUUAUAUUUUUUUCUGUUUGUUUUAUCUCAAGCAAUACAUUGUUUUUAUAUUAUUAUGUUAUUAUUAUUAUUAUUAUUUUUAGGACACACUUGUUUCUUCCUGUUAGAGCUGGCACCUCUCACUGCUGCCACCUAGUGUACAUUGACAUUUUUGACACAAAAUAAAGCAUCACUUUCUGUUGACACAUGCAGUGUAAAAUAUGAAGCAAUAAAUUGAAGUGAAGUUUGA